UGAGGUUAUGAAUAUGUUGUACAGUUUCAGAUCCAGACUCUCUGAUUCAUCAUCAGCAAUGACUUAUGGAUUGUUUCAGAUCCUGCUGAUGAUCUCUUCUUUUUGUUUGAUUAAAGUGUCAAGUCAGCAAGAGACAAGGUUUGUCUAUGAAACUUUUAGUGGCCAAGAAAAUCUUUAUCUUGAUGGAUCUGCGAGAGUACUUCCCAAUGGAUUACUGCAGCUUACAAAUGCUUUAGAUCAUCAAAUGGCUCAUGUUUUCUACAAGGAAUCAAUUGGUCUCAGUUCCUUCUCAACACACUUCGUUUGCGCUCUGGUGCCUCAGCCAGGAUUUGAAGGUGGUCAUGGCAUGGCCUUUUUAGUAUCUCCUUCUAUGGAUUUCUCGCAUGCAGAGUCAACUAGAUACUUAGGGAUUUUCAACGUAUCAAAAAAUGGAUCUCCUUCUUCUCAUGUCCUUGCUGUUGAGCUUGACACUAUUUGGAAUCCAGAUUUUGAAGAUAUAGACCACAACCAUGUGGGGAUUGAUGUGAACAGUCCUCUGUCGGUUGGAAUAGCUUCAGCAUCUUACUAUUCCGACAUAAAGCAGAAGAACGAAAGCAUAAACCUCUUGAGUGGAAAACCAAUACAGGUUUGGGUUGAUUAUGAAGACAAUAUGCUCAAUGUAACGAUGGCUCCUUGUGAAGUCCAGAAGCCAAGUCGACCACUUUUGUCACAUCACAUCAAUCUUUCAGAAAUUUUCCCAAACAGAAGACUUUUCGUUGGGUUCUCUGCAGCAACAGGGACAGCUACCAGUUAUCAGUAUAUUCUUUCUUGGAGUUUUAGCACAAGAAGAGGAUCACUGCAGCGACUUGACAUCUCAAGACUCCCUGAAGUUCCUCAUCCUAGAGCUGAACAUAAGAACAUACCUCCACUGUUUAUUGUCCUGCUUGGUUUUAUUGCUAUCAUGGGCUUGUCUACUCUUAUUGGAAUGUAUUUUUUCAAGAGGUGCAAGUAUGCAGAAGUAACCGAAGCAUGGGAAAAGGAAUUUGGUGCACAUCGAUUCUCUUACAAAUCCUUGUACGAGGCAACAAAAGGGUUUAACAAGGAUGGAUUUCUUGGUAAAGGAGGUUUUGGAGAAGUCUACAGAGGAAAUCUCCUUUUAAGCAGAGAAAUAGCUGUGAAGAGAAUGUCACAUAAUGGUGAUCAAGGUGUGAAGCAAUUUGUGGCAGAAGUAGUGAGCAUGAGAUGUCUCAAACACAGGAAUCUUGUUCCACUUCUUGGAUACUGCAGGAGAAAGCAUGAGUUUCUUCUUGUCUCUGAUUACAUGACCAAUGGUAGUCUCGACGAGCAUUUGUUCGAUGACCAGAAACCAGUACUUUCUUGGCCACAAAGACUUGUGAUUAUUAAGGGUAUUGCAUCUGCUCUCUGUUACUUACAUACAGGUGCUGACCAAGUUGUUCUGCACCGAGAUAUCAAAGCUUCAAACAUUAUGUUGGAUGCUGAGUUCAACGGAAGGUUAGGUGAUUUUGGUAUGGCCAGCUUUCAUGACCAUGGAGGCAUCUCGGACUCAACAUGCGCUGUUGGGACUAUCGGGUACAUGGCUCCAGAGAUACUUCAUAUGGGAGCUUCCACUAGAACUGAUGUGUAUGCCUUUGGUGUUUUCAUGGUUGAAGUAACAUGUGGGAGGAGACCUGUGGAACCACAGUUGCAACUUGAGAAACGAAUUCUGAUGGAAUGGGUUUGUGAGUGCUGGAAAAGGGAGUCUUUGCUUGAUGCUAUCGACCCCCGGUUAUUGCAUGAAAAGUUCUCAUCCGAGGAAGUCGAGAUGGUUAUGAAACUUGGUUUGCUCUGCUCGAAUACCGUGCCAGAAUCCAGACCUACAAUGGAGCAAGUUGUCCUAUAUUUAAACAAGAACAUACCAUUGCCAGAGUUCUCACCAUAUACCGUGGGGAUUAGCAAUCAUUCUUCUGUUCUGAUUGAUGCAGGCUCUCUUGUAGCUUCAAGGAACUGGUCAGCUGCUUCAUCUGCCAAUAACUCACCUGAAUACAGUUCAGCCAUAGGGAAACACACUGGAAACUAAACUCUCACUCUCGGUUAUCAGAGGUGUAUACCUCAAUGUGUACAUAUCAGAAAGCAGAUAUAUUAUUAGCUCUCAAGAUUGUUUUAUCUGUCUCACUUUGUCCCAAUCAAUGAUUUUUUUCUGUUGGAAAUGCUAUAUUCUCCCAACCAAUAAAAGUAACUAACAUCUCCCUGUUACUGUAGUCAUUCAC
Molecule: messenger RNA, 2246 nt
Organism: Camelina sativa (false flax)
Lineage: Eukaryota; Viridiplantae; Streptophyta; Magnoliopsida; Brassicales; Brassicaceae
Product: putative L-type lectin-domain containing receptor kinase I.10
Biological process (GO): protein phosphorylation
Molecular function (GO): protein kinase activity; carbohydrate binding; ATP binding
Source: RefSeq, a predicted model, not a curated record